AUGGCAUCACCAAUUAUUAUGAUUAUUAACAUGUUGUUUGAUCCUGAAGUAUCUAAAAAGAUGCUUUUGCAAAUGGCAUGGUCUCAAGUUAAAGCAAUUGGUAUUGGUAAAGUCAUAGCUGCUUUAUUAAGUGCUCUUACAGUUGGAGUAUCAUCAUUUAUUAGAAUUCCACAAAUUAGAAAAUUAUUGAUUAAAUCAGAACAAGAAAGAAUUUCUGUUGCUAAUGGAUUAUCUUUACCAAGUUUAACUUUAGAUACUUUGAAUUCUUUAAUUCAUUCUACUUUUAAUUAUCAACAAAAAAUUCCAUUUAUUCAAUAUGGUGAAAGUUUCUUACUAGGUAUACAAAAUGCCAUUAUUAUUUUAUUAGUUAAAUUUUAUCGUGCUAAAGAUUCUGGUGAAAUCGGUAAAUUGAAUGAUUUAACUUGUAGUGAGAAAUUUACAACAAUUAUUGGAACUUUAGUUAAACCAUUAGCAAUUAUGAUUGGUUCAGUUAUUUUCUUUAAUAAAAUAGCACCAUCUAAUUUAAUUUCAAUUUUGGAAAUUUUGAAUAUUCCAAUUAAUAUAAUUGCUAAAUUCCCUCAGAUUAAAAACAAUUAUGAAUUGAAAACCGCUAGACAUUUAAGUGAUGUUGUUUUGAAAGCUAAUGUUGUUGGUUCUUUAAUUAGAGUUUACACUUCAUUCACUGAUUAUUCUACAAAGAAAAAGAGAGGUAGAAACACUGUUGACGAAGUUAUCUUGGUUGCUGGUUAUUCAACCUCGUUGGUAUUGAACUCUAUUUUGUUAGGACAGUCUAUUGUAUAUGAUAAAUUGGGUAAAAACAAAGAACUUGAAGAAAAGAAAGAUCAAUAG
This is a messenger RNA of Candida tropicalis MYA-3404, 849 nucleotides long. RefSeq lists its product as uncharacterized. The record is from RefSeq and is a predicted model, not a curated record. Lineage: Eukaryota; Fungi; Ascomycota; Pichiomycetes; Serinales; Debaryomycetaceae. The coding region runs from base 1 to 849 and encodes 282 amino acids. The transcript has a single exon.